GAGCACUUUCGUCUUAAUCUUACUGAAGCUUCGAAUUCCCCCACAAGAAAUACGAUUUUUUCCACAAAAGAUGGUGUGCGAUAAAUGUCAGAAAAAACUCGGGAAAGUGAUUUGCCCCGAUCCGUGGAAAUCUGGAGCAAGAAACACGACAGAGGGUGGAGGAAGGAAAGUUAACGAAAACAAGCUUCUCACACAAAAAAAGAACAGAUUUAACCCAUAUACAACCUUCAAUAAGUGCAGAAUAUGUAAACAGACUGUCCAUCAGGCACAUUCACACUACUGUCAAAGCUGUGCAUACAAGAAAGGAAUUUGUGCCAUGUGUGGGAAACAAGUCUUGGACACAUCAAAUUACAGACAGACUUCGGUUUAAGAAAAAAAUUGUCCUAUUUCACUUUUAUAGCUGAACAUGUGUACACGUUAAGCUGCAAGGUUGAUAACACAGUGCCAAACACUUCAUGUAAAUAACUGAAUGACAAUAACCAUUGUUGUAAUAACAAUAAGAAACUGUACCAGUGUAUAUUACCAGUGUAAUUUCUGGCUCCAUUUACCCUUAGCACCCUAACGUUAAUAUUGAUAUUCUCCAUACUGUUCUCUACAUGUUUCCAACGGUACUGACAAGGAGAAUUUGUUCAACAAUCAGAAGCUUCUUCAAGAGGGUGGUAAAGGGUAUUUUCGUGACUUGUGAAUGGCCUACUUUUUUUCCCCGUGAAACGUGAAAUGGCUCGUUUUCUUUCUCGUGAAUCGUGAUUUCAUUAGUAGCCGUGAACCGUGAUUUUCCAAAAUAAUUCUCCGUGAAAUGAGAAAGAAGUAUUUAAUUCGUCGUGAUUGGUUAAAGUUUCAACAGUAAUGUUAUUUCCCGUGAAUUGUGAAAGGAUCAAUUAUUUUCUGUGAAACGUGAUCCUGACCCCCCCCCUUUACUACUCUUCUUCAAUAGGUGAUCAUUGCAUUUAUUCCCAUGACUUUUACAUGUGAUUCAAGAAUGAUACCAUUACAGUAAGGAGAAAUUAGGAGCCAUGAUUAAAAUAGUGUACCCAGUCCUCGUUCCUUUCAGAGACAUUGUAUUUUACUCUAUAGUUUAGUUCAUCAAUUGUUCUCAACUUAUACGUAAAUAAGUUCACUUACUUUUUAACGGCAGCGCAUUUAGAGAUGGGUACGUUUAUGACUGUACGUAUUAAGGAAAAGAAGACGGCAAUUUGACUGAGUAGGACACUGUUCAUGUAUAUACUAAACCUUUAGCGUUUGCCGUUUAGAACGCGUCGCCAUCAUCAAUCCGUUUUCUCUUUGCUGCUGUGUUCAAUCCUCUAUGGUGUUUGCUUUUCUUGAUAAAGAGAUAUUUGAAAGUUCUUUCACGGUUUAAAGGGGAAUUUUUACAUGUAGUUGACAGAGAUUAGUCGUUUGGUUGAAUAUUUGUUAACGAACCUCGUUUUCGGCAGUGGCCUUAUUCCUUUAGAACCACUACAAGGGAAUGUGAGUUGAUAAUGAUCACCCCUACCCCCCCAACAAAAAAAAAAAAAACAAAAAGUAAUUAUGCUGCAGUAAAGUGUAAUGGUAUAUGAAAAUAAUGAUUAUAUUAACCUUG
Messenger RNA from Stylophora pistillata, 1579 nucleotides. RefSeq names its product cysteine-rich PDZ-binding protein. Gene Ontology annotation, cellular component: dendrite. Gene Ontology annotation, molecular function: PDZ domain binding; microtubule binding. NCBI's taxonomy places the organism in Eukaryota, Metazoa, Cnidaria, Anthozoa, Scleractinia, Pocilloporidae. Gene Ontology annotation, biological process: cytoplasmic microtubule organization. The record is from RefSeq and is a predicted model, not a curated record.